Molecule: messenger RNA, 1170 nt
Organism: Rubroshorea leprosula
Lineage: Eukaryota; Viridiplantae; Streptophyta; Magnoliopsida; Malvales; Dipterocarpaceae
Source: the annotation of a GenBank genome assembly
GUAUUCCGUUGACUCCACUGCCCAUGAUUCUCUUGAGGGCUUAACCUUAACCUCUGUAGCAGCACCAGUAGCAGUCCUGGGACAGAGGUAGGAUUAUCCCUCUCCUUGUUUUGUUUGCUUUCUGGGGUGGUGAUUGAAGAUGGGCUUUGAGCCAUUGAAUUGGUACUGCCGGCCAGUUGCUAAUGGGGUCUGGACAAAAGAAGCUGAUAGUUCUUUUGGUGCAUACACACCUUGUGCAAUUGAUUCCCUGGUGAUUUCCAUUUCUCAUCUGGUUCUUUUGGGCCUCUGCUUAUACCGGAUAUGGCUGAUUAAAAAGCAUGCCAAAGCUCAAAGGUUCUGUUUGAGGUCAAAUUGGUAUAAUUAUCUGUUGGGGUUAUUGUCUGGUUAUUGUGUUGCUGAGCCGCUUUCAAGGUUGGUCAUGGGUAUUUCAGUCUUUAAUCUGGAUGGAGAGACUGGCCUUGCUCCCUUUGAGGCAACUUCUUCGAUCAUUGAAGCUCUUGCUUGGUGCUCCAUGGUGAUUCUGAUUGGAUUGGAAACUAAAAUUUACAUCAAGGAGUUCCGCUGGUAUGUGAGGUUUGGAGUUGUUUAUGUUUUGGUCGGGGAUGCUGCCCUGCUCAAUGUUAUUCUUCCAAUGAGGGACUUCUAUAAUGGAUCUGCCUUAUAUUUGUACAUCAGCAUGGUUUUAUGUGAGGUUCUGUUUGGGGUCCUUCUGCUGGUUUAUGUUCCUAAUUUAAAUCCGUAUCCUGGUUAUGUUAUCAUACGAAGUGAGUCUCUUGACAAUGUUGAAUAUGAAGCACUUCCCGAUGGAGAGCAAAUUUGUCCUGAGAGGCAGGCCAAUAUAUUCUCUAAGGUAGAGGGGAUGGAAUCUCAGUUUUAUCUAGGUCUUAUAACUAAAUAUUUGGUGAAUUGUCCUCUUGUAGGAAUAUUUUUUGGAUGGAUUGCUCCUCUCAUACAGCAAGGUUCUAGAAGACCUAUCACUGAAAAGGAUGUUUGGAAGUUAGACACAUGGGAUCAGACUGAAACACUGAUGAAGAAGUUUGUAUCUGUUUCUUCCACUGUACUUGCUGCUGCAUGGUUUUUUACUGCUGAUCUACUUGGAUAAUAGUUUUAACCUUUGUAGGUUCCAAAGAUGUUGGGUUGAAGAAACUCAAAGAGAGAAGCCGUGGCUUU